This is a messenger RNA of Moneuplotes crassus, 2025 nucleotides long. NCBI's taxonomy places the organism in Eukaryota, Ciliophora, Spirotrichea, Euplotida, Euplotidae. The record is from the annotation of a GenBank genome assembly.
AAUUUAAAUAAGAAUCAUUUAAAUAUGUUCAGAAGAGAAGACUUCAAAAAAGUAGACUUGUUAGGAUCUGGUAAGAAGAAUACCAAGAUAUUCAAAGCUCUUCACAAGCCUAGUAAGAAAUACUUUGCUCUAAAAGAGAUUGAAGCUAAGAAUAUUGAGAAGCUGAAUGAGUACAAAGAAGAGGCUGUCCAACUGAUGAAAAUUAAAAAUCAUCCUAAUGUUUUACAGACUUACAACUACUAUUUCUACGAGACUCAAGUCCAGACUUUCAGACUUGCUAUUGUCUGUGAGCUGAUGGAUGAAAACAUGAAUUUAGAAAGGAUCUUCAGGAAAAAGAAACAGAAAGGUCUCUACUGGUCUGAGAAAUCUCUUGAGAAGCUUAUAGUGUCUCUAAUUUCUACGCUCAGUUUCUUACAGAGUAUUGGAAUCUGCCAUAGAGAUAUCAAACCAAGUAAUUUAUUCAUCAUGCCCAAUGGAGAGAUGAAAGUGAUUGAUUUUGGAGAAAGUAAAGACCACUUCAGUGAAUCCGAUGACGGAGGUGAUCCUACCCUUGCAACUAUCAGAGGCACUCCUCAGUAUCUGAGUCCUAUACUUUGGAAGGCUUAUGUGGUAGAUAAGAAUACAAGACACUCAACUCAUAAUAUUUAUAAGUCUGAUGUAUUCUCAGCUGGCCUGGUCUUCUUUCAAAUUGCAUCGAUGGAAGAUGUAACAGGAUUUAAUAAUCUUAAUGAAGGGGAAGACAUGAUAGAAAGAGGACUCAGAAAACUCAGAAAAAGCUUUUCUGAGCAUAUAUGAGAGAUCCUACGUCUCAUGCUAAAGUUUGAAGAAGCAGAAAGACCUAGCUUUGUUGAACUAGCUAAGCUUGUCCUUACUAGUGAGGAGAAUACUUUGCAAUCCCCUGCUGAGGAGAAGAAAGAAGGAGAGGGAGAUGAAGAAAAUAAAGCUGACAAUGAUUCACUAGCUGAAGAGUCUAAAGAGCCUUCAGUGUUACCUAACCCUCCAAAUCACCCAAUAUCUUCAAGUUUGGGCAACAACAGGAACCAUUGGGAGUCAGCAGAAGUAAAUGCUCCAGUGGGGAAUUCGCCUCAUAUUAAUUCUACUCAAGACUCUCUUCCUUCUCAUAAGAACUCUGGAGACGCUUUUAUGACUCAAGCUGAUCUUUUCAGAAAUUAUGUUGAACAAAAUAAUCUUUUCGUUACAUAUGGAACUCAAAUGUUCUGGUUUGAAGCAGGGGGUAGAAGAGUAGGGAAAGUUCCUUUAAACAUCGACCCUGAUCUCGAAGAACCCCUUAAAUGGAAAACCCAUGCUAAGUCAUCAACAGAGUUUCAUAGCCACGUGGUUGUUAUCUCUGGAAAUGAGGAAGGAGAGUUCUUUAUUCUCGGAGGUGUUAAGAAAAACUGCUUUAACUAUAAAGACUCAGUAAUGGUUGAGAAGGCUCCAAUGCCUGAAAAAUCAUUCUUUUCAGCUGUAAAUCUCAAAGGCAAGAUCUAUACAUUUGGAGGCUUUGACAUCUUUGACAAGAUCCAGCUUAAGCAAUGAGAGCAAUAUGAUAUUGAGAAAGAUGAGUGGACUCCGAAUGAUAGUUCAGGAAACCUUCAUACUGGAAGGUCCCAAUCUUCCUCAUGUGUCUUUGAAGAGACAAUAAUUUACAUCUUCGGUGGUUACAACAAAGAAAUAGGAACUCUUGGAUCUGUUGAAAGAUAUGAGGCCGAUAAAGGCGUGAUGACUGCUCUCAAGAUAGAAAUGCCAACUCCUCUCAGAAGGUUCUCUAGCAUAAAGAUAUCUACCACAAAGAUCUUGCUGAUAGGUGGAUUGGAAAAGCUUGGGAAAGAAUCUGACGCAGUCUUCUGCAUGGACAUCGAGUCAGAAUACAGAAUUGAAAAACUAGACAAGAUAGACCGCGCAGGAGUUAUUGACUACCCCAUCUUGAUCGACACAGUGGGAAAUAUCCACUUGUUCGUAGAAAAAGAGUGUGGCUCCUUACCUCCCUUUGAUGUGUCCUAUUCCUUCCUUGAAUAUUCUUAA